Molecule: messenger RNA, 1569 nt
Organism: Dentiscutata erythropus
Lineage: Eukaryota; Fungi; Glomeromycota; Glomeromycetes; Diversisporales; Gigasporaceae
Source: the annotation of a GenBank genome assembly
AUGGUUAUUAAACCAUUCGUUACUACUUAUCUUAAAAAAACAUGUAAUGAAAGAUUUAUAUUACAGAUAAAACGAUAUGUAACAUCUCAUCAAUAUAGCACUCAAAUUAGAUCAGAGCGGUCGAUUCUUUAUAAACCAAAUAAAUGGGAAGCAAUUAUCGGAUUAGAAGUUCAUGCACAAUUAAAUUCAAAGACAAAAUUAUUUUCUUCGUCAUCCACAUCUUUUAAUGAACCUGUUAAUACCAACGUAUCAGUAAUCGAUGCUUCAUUUCCGGGAACACUUCCGCAAUUGAAUGCUAAAUGCAUUGAACUUGCUGUCGCAGCAUCAUUAGCAUUAUCAGGAAAUGUUCAAUUAAUAUCUUCAUUCGAUCGCAAACAAUAUUUUUAUCCUGAUUUACCAGCUGGUUAUCAAAUAACUCAACAUUAUGCGCCAAUAUCUCUUGGUGGUAAGGUCUUUCUAAAUUAUUUAGAUGGAUUAGAAUAUGAAACUAUGGUUAGAAUCAAACAGAUUCAACUUGAACAGGAUACAGGUAAAAGUAUCCAUGACAUUGUACCUGGUAUGACUUUGAUUGAUUUAAAUCGAGCAGGAAUUGGAUUAAUAGAAAUUGUUACUGAGCCAGACAUGAGGACACCAAAGGAGGCAGGCUUAACUGUUAAGAAGUUGCAAUCAAUACUUCGGGCAAUUGGAUCUUCAGAUGGUAACAUGGAAGAGGGUUCAUUGCGGUGUGAUGUUAAUGUUUCUGUGCAUGAACAUGGAACUCCAUAUGGAACAAGAUGUGAAAUUAAAAAUUUGAAUAGUAUUAAAUUCCUUAUGGCUGCUAUUGACGUGGAAAUAGAGAGACAGAUAAAUGAGCUAGAAAAUGGUAAUAAAAUCGUGCAAGAGACUAGAGGAUUUGAUGUAAAAAAAAAUAAAACAUAUAGAUUAAGAACAAAAGAAACUGCUACUGAUUAUAGAUAUAUGCCUGAACCAGACUUGCCACCAUUAAUAUUAAACAAGGAUUAUAUCACGCGUAUAUCGGACAAUUUACCCGAAUUGCCGGACGACCUUAAAACAAGAAUAAUGAAAAAAUAUGGUAUUCCAUUGCACGAUGUUAUAGUAUUAAUGAAUGAAACCGGAGGUAUUAAAUAUUUUGAGGAGGCAGUAAAGAAUCGUAAUCCACAACACGUUUCAAAUUGGAUUACGCACGAAUUAUUUGGACGUCUACACGCAAGAAACAUCAAGUUUUCUCAGAAUCCAGUGUCAGCACUUCAGCUAGGUUCUGUCAUUGAUUGCGUUGACAAUGGUGAUAUCACAGGAAAAGUUGGAAAGAAGAUUCUUGAAAAAAUUAUCUCUGGAGAUUCAAGAUUGGCCUCUACAAUAAUCCAAGAAGAGGGCUUGAGGCAAUUAAAUGAUAUUAAUGAACUUGAAGUAAUCUGUCAAGAAGUUAUUUUACAAAAUCCUGAACAGUUAAAAUCCCUCAGAGAAGGAAAGCAAACCGUUUUCGCUUGGUUCGUAGGACAAGUAAUGAACAAAACGAAAGGACAAGCAAAUCCUAAAUUAGUCAAUGAAAUAUUAAGGAAAUUGUUAUAA